UAGGGGAGGCUUCGGGAGCUCCCGAAAGCUUUGAGUGGUGCCAGUACCGUGGUUGAGUCGUUUCCGUGCGGGCGAAGUUUGCUGUUUGGCACGCUUUGUCGGUUGGAACGCGCCGUACUAGGAGGUUUAGGACUGUUUUAGGACAAUAGUAGGUGGACACGUAGGUGUUAGUAGACGGUAAUAAAGCGAAUAAAGUGUUUUGCGGUCAGACUUACAGAGGUUUAGCUGGUGGUAGAAAUAAUUAAAAUUAAAUGUGAAGGUAUUGCAGCAGUGAAUGUUCCUCUAUUUGAUUGAUGCUCCAGUUUCGGGCAGUGUUUAAGGUAACGGCUACUAAGAUUGGUAAAGUGAAGAAAAAAUAAUGCUUUAUGCAGUAUGUUUAGAUUACUGAAUUCAAGUCCUAAAGGCAGUUGACAGUGAUCCUAUGAAACCCCAAUCCCAUCGCAGCUCGGGACAAACGUCCAAUCAAAGCAACCUGCUCUCUGCUUUCUGGCUGCAGUCAAGAAACCCCUUUCCACACGAACCUGCCCAAGUGUGAAGUGUGCGACGUACCAACUUCGUAACUAAAAAGUGUCACUUCCUUUCGCAAAACGGCUGGCCGCGGCAUAAAACGCUUACAUAAUUUCGCUUCUCCACGUGCGUGCAAUCGAACAAGUGCCCGUGCCACGGCGGGGGCAAUAGAAUAAAUUACCCAACAAGUACGAUAGCGCAAAAGUGCAAGCAGCGCACGGUGGCGAGUGUGUCGUGCCGAGUCUUCCCAAAAUCACACCCUGGCUGGAUAACAAUAAGUCACGAAAUGGAAUGAUUUUGGUGAGGAAAAAACCCCCCAAAUCGUUCAAUUAUUUAAAUUCUAACAUUUUGUAAUGGCAAAUAAGGUGCAGACAAAGUGUAUAUGUGUGUGUGUGUGUUUCUGCCCGAAGCUAUGAUUGAUUAGGGUGUGCUGGUUUCACUUUCGCUUCACGCCGAUAUGGUUCAUCCUUGUUACAAAAUUCUGUAAUUAACCCUAAUGGAAUGGGGCGUGGAUGCCCCGGAUCCCAAUCAUACAUCGCGAUGUGUGUGUGUGGUGGUGGUGAUGGUCGCGCGAAAUUUGCACAGCAAAGAUUUAUGGCUUUCCGAUAUCUAAUCGACUGAUCGAGGAAGGCUUGGCUUGGUGCAGCUUGCGUGCAUGCAACCGGGCGCCAUCUUCGGACGGUCCAGUGAAAAGGGGCACAAAAAAAACGGGUAAAAUAUAUGCGGUUCAGUGAAAAAUGAUGUGCUCAUUUCCGGUCCAGCAGGUUUAACGUAUAGCACAGCCCAACUUGCUUGGUCAUCGGCCAAAACGGAAAGGAGAGGAGAGGGAAAACGUAGCGGAACCCUUUACGUCGCCGACUAAUGAGUGCAGCGGAAGCAAUCGAUCAUUAGGUGGAACUGCAUAAGACGGCACAGGUAGAUCAAUCUAUCAAAGUGUGCCACGCCGUGCCGUGAAACUGGUGGCGUGAUGUGACGGGUGGUUGAAAAAAAAGUGAAUUAAAAUUAAAUGUAAGUUACAACAAAAAAGAGUGAAAGUUAAACAGAAAAGUCCUUCAAGGCAAUUACAAUCCACAAGCUAGUGUUCUAAUCGCACAAGGAUUAAGCGGAAGAUGUACAGCCACCACUGCCCACCAUAAUGGUGACAGUGAAUGUAGUGCAUAUCCCGGUCACGGCACCAACAGUCGAAGAGAUGCCGGCGCCGCCUUGUACCACACGAACGUCGUGGUGCUGAUGAACCAAGUGUUCCAGUUCCAGCUCGGCCACACGGGAGCGCAACCGACCCGGUUCGACACCGUCGUAGCAACUCGCGGACGCUGGCUAGACCGGGACCGGCCAGAAUGUACAGCCAGAAUGGCGGCCGAAGCAGCAGCAGCACAGCCAGAGCGUCAGCAGCUUCUACCGUGCAGCAGCGCUACCCACCGAACCACCAUGCGUACGGGGCUGGUGGUGGUGGCAGCGGUAGUGUUGGCCGCAGUCGUCCUGGCUUUCUCGGGAGCUACGGUUCGUCCUCCACACCAUCGUCAUCGUUGGAAAAUCAAAGAUCGCUCGAGGGACAGCACAGUGCCACGAGCACGACCGGUACGGCGACGACCAGCCUGUUCGGCGAUCCGGUACUGCCCGCGACCCGCCAUGCCGAUCUGCUCGGUGGUGAGGAUCUGUACCAGAAUCUUAAGAACAACAUCGAGCUGUACCAUGCGAAGCUGUACAACGAUCAGGAGCGGCAGCGGCAGGCGGAACGGGACGCGCUGUUUGAGCAGUACGCGAACGGAGCAGCGCAUCGCUCGGUGUCGGCUGUGGGUGGCGGGGGAAUGAUGAAAGGAGGGCUGGUGAAACCGGCCGCAGACAAUGGUGUGACGGUGUACAGCGAGAUGCCAGCACGGAGGAGAAGCUUCGGUAGGACCCAGUCGGCAGGGAUGGGAGUAGACAUGAGCACGAGCAGAUCGAACAUUUUCGACAUGGAUCUGCUGAAGCAGAACGAUUGGAUUGAUUUCUCCGAGCACGAGUACCAGCAUAGCCUCAUUCCCACCAACAGCCGCACGGUGGCCGACGUGCAGCAGUUCACUGGCGGCAACAUAACGCGCCGGAUCGAGAAUGGCGUCUUCCAGAAUCCGCGGGCGGCAGCGGCGGCCCGUGCCUCCCGGCGCAACUCCAUCACCGACUCGAGCGUGUACGGGAUGCGGGGGUCCGCGAUGGUCGAUAUGAUGGGUGAUGCCGGACCGGGAACGACCACCUUUACGGUGAUCGGGCACGGACCGGUUGGAUACGAGGAGGGAGCCUCGGCACUGCCCGUGGGAGGGAUUCACGAUCCUUCCACGUCGAGCGAUGGGAACAGUGAGUUCGAGCGGAUGCUACGGUACGGCCGUACCGAUCCAUCGACUGCCAUUAUCAGGGAUAAGAUAAACACGGGAUCUAAUUUUAGAGUAUCGGACGCACGCCAGCACAAAAACACCGCCUUCACCAUCAUCAACGAAGUCCUGCCCAAGUCCAGCUCGUUCGAUCUGGCCGGCGGUAGCAACCGCUACUCGCCGUACCGCGAGAAGCACCGGCUCGCCUCCUCCCGCAUCCUGUCGGCCAGUUCCGCCACCCAGGGCACCUCGAACGUCGGCUUCUAUGGUUACGGGGCCGAUUUCCCCGAGGAAGGCUCCAUCGGUGCAGCGCACGGUCAUCGGAGGCGUUUCAGCGGCUCGGAACUGUCCCUCAGCACGCUCGGGGGCCACCCGAAGGCGGCCUCCGCUCGCACGAAACGGCCCGCAAAGUCGAAAACCUCCCUCUCGCUAGCGCCCAAUCCGGGCCGGCGGCAGCGCGGUGUGCUCGAGGUGAUUAGCAAAAAAUCGACCGUGCCAAGUGCCAAAGUGACAAUCACGCAGCCGUCGGAGGACGGGCGCUCGAUCACGCCCACGCCGAGCGAGUCGGGCCUGUCCGGGACGGGGACGGACGGCGAUCGCAUAUCGAUACCGGAGCAUCAGCUCAAGAAUCUGAAGCUGUUUGGCUACAAACCAUUCUCGGGCCGGCCCACUCUAUCGCCCGUACCGGACAAGGAUUCGAUGGAAAGCUCGCAGGCCGAUCUCAAAGAGGGAGGAGCUGGCAGUGGGAAGAAGGGCGGCGAGAAGGGAGGCUUCCGAGCGCCCGUCUUUAACAUCCGAGGGCUGCUGAUGUCACCAAGGUCGCGGGACAAAAGCAAGGAAGUGUCGCCGGGGCGGGCAGACGGCAGCAAGGAAGCGUCCGUGGAAAGGGAUCCCAAGGCGCAAAGCAAAGCGGAGCCACCGUCCGGCAAGGAGGGAGAUGUGCAAGCGUCGCCACCGAAAAAGCGACGCUUCAAUCUUGCCCGCGCCAUCAUAGAAAGUGCCCGAAAGGGGGGCAGCACUGAGCCGGAGCCGGAAAAAAACGCCAAACCAGCGGGGGCGGCGGCGGCGGCAAAAGCAUCGCAGGGAGAGGAAGAAAGCGGCGAGAAGCGAAAGAUGGCACUGAAGAUGAAGUUUGGCAUCGUGCGGUCGGGCGUGCGCAAAGACUCGGAAGGCAACGGGGUGAAGGAGAAGAAAGCCGAUGGAAAGAAGGGAAAGGCAGCGAAGGGCGCGGCCAAACCAUCGGGCACGGCUAGUGCUAAGGGGAAGAAGCCGAAAUCGGUCGCAAGUAAAAAGGGCGGACGCUAUGACGAUGAUGACGAUUACGAUCCAUAUGACGAAGGACCAAAACGGUCGAAAAAGUCAACGGGUGGUGGAGGAAUGUUGAAGAGUGCGUUGAACUACGCCGCAAGUUUUCGUUCGCGCAGUGAUCGUGUUGGAACGGCGGGUCCAGGUGGACGUCGAAAGCCGACCGCUGCGGAGCUUCCAAAGGGUGCGUCAAAGGCGGGCCAGAGAGGUACCGGUAGGGACGCAGGCAUGGAGAAGCUGACAUCGAACGCACGAAGGAGAGACAAGAGUGCAAAAGCUGGAAUGGGAGAAAAAGAUCAAAGAGGAAUGAAAAUGGGUGCAACCGGGGGUGGCGCUGGACGUGUAAAGAGUGGAAAAGCACUGCCGGGCACUCCGGCAAACCGAGCCAAAUCGGCAGCUGGAGGACGGGGGAGGCAGCUGAGACGGAGCAGCUCGGCCGUUGCACUCGACCCGGGCCAGUUGCGGCGGGCGAACAAGCUGUACGAGAAGAACCAGAAAGCUGCCGGCGGUGCUGGCGGGAUGCUGGGAGCGGGCAAGAGUGGCCGCGGUGGCAAGAGCAGCAGCUCGCUGAUCCAGUCCAAGGCGAACCGGCACUCCGACAACGAUAUGACCGGCCCGGGAGGGCUGAUGAAGAGUGACAGCCGCGGGGAGAUGCGGAGUGGCAAAGGUUCGGCGAAAGCGACGGACGGGGCCGGUUCCGACACCAAGGAACGCAUCGAAAAGCGUGACUCGGAGCGCUCGCUGAAGAAGAGCGACAGCAACAAAUCGCUCGCAACGAUGGGCGGAAAGCCGAAGAAGAGCGACUCGAAGAGUUCGCUGCUGAACAAGCGGUCGGAUUCGCGUUCGAGCCUGCACCAGACGGCAGCAGGGACGGGUGGCGGAGACUCCUCGGGCGGCGGUGGUGGAGGCGAUGCGUCCGGGACGGAGCUCGGUGGCAAGAGUCCGCUCAAUGCCGUCACGGAGGGAGCGACCGAUGUGGGGGUGAAAUCGGCACGCCCCACGCCGAAGCUGCAGAGCAAGGGAUCGCUGCUCAGCCUGAUCAGCUUGAAGGGAAGCAAGCGCAAUUUGGACCGUGCCGCUGAUGCUGGCCAACGGCCUGACACUGCCACUACGACGGCGACCGCUAUCGAUGGGACGAUGGCAUCCUCCACUCGCCUGCAGUCCGCCUCAAUUAGAAACGCUCCCGGUACGGCGGGAGCGGACGGUACAGGGGAAGACACCGUUGGAUCGAAGGCCGGCGGCAUGAACGAAAAACCGACCAGCACGAAACCGCUGCGCAGGAUGAUGAGCCGCGGAUCGCUGCUAUCGAUCAAGAGCAUUGCUCACGCCCGUUCGUUCACCAACAUUCGUCCACCGACGGCGGGAGGUGCUGGGGCGGGCGGGGAUGGGGAGACGGGAAGCGGCGGUACGAUGGCACCGCAAACGAUGACGAAGGUAACGGAGGGUUCGCAGGAGCACGACGAUACGACCGACACCGAGACGAGCCAUGGGGCGGGUGGUGGUGGUGGCGGUGACGGGCAGGGCUCGAUGGGUGUGGCAACGCACGAGCUGACGGUGGCGGGCGACGGCGAGGGCGAGAAGGUGUCGAACGAGUACAAUGGUGAGCACCGAAUGAAGUCACCGAUGGCGGAGCACAGGCAGCAGCAGGGUAGCCGGAGUCCCGGGAUGGACAACGUUUCAAGUGCCAACACGGAGUCGAUGCGCGAUCGGACGAUGGGGCCGGACGGGGGUGGCGGUGCCGGAAGCAACAGCGAACAAGAAAAACAACAAGGCGCAAUAUACGCAACAAGACGGUGCCCCUCGAACGUGCUCCCUCCCCCAAAAAAACAACGCCCCGAUGUGAUGGCAGCGGCACGAUACGACGGAAAUCGGCCGACGGUCAGCAGAGAGUCGUCCGUGUACAGCAUUUCGCUGCACGAUAGCCAGAGUGAAUUAAUUCGUACGUGGCACAGCGACGAGUUUGACGAGGACGAGCAGGUCAAGUGCUCGAAAUGUUGCUGCGCCUGCUGUGCACCGUGCUGCACGCGGUUCUGCCUACCGUUUAGGCGAUGCUUUCGGAGCUGCAGCGGGUGCUGCGGCCGGAGCCGUCUCGGCAAGCGUAAGGCGGACGGGCAGCUGGCCAAGGAGCAGACGGCAAAGCAAACGACGGCCAACGAACCGGGCAAGCAAAGCUGCUGGGAGCGGCUGUUCGGUUGCUGCCGGCGGUGCCGCAACUCCAAGACGGCACCGGAAUCGACGGCGAUCGUGCAGCGUGCACCGGCCGCCGCAUCGCAACCCAAGUCGUCGCUGGCGUCCUGCUGGCAGUCGCUCAGCUGCUGUGCUAGCUGUCGCCGGAACAAGUCCCGUGAGCUGGUGCCCCGUUCCUCGAUCGAUAGUGAUCCACCGUCCGAAGAUCAGUCCCGAUGCCGAUCGUGCUGGAGUAGCCUGCUCUGUUGCUGCCGACCGAAGCCGCCCACCGACGGCAAGGGUACGCAGGUCAAGCGCCACAAGAUGGAGGAACCGGUCGAGAUGGAGACGGUCAAGUGUUGCUUCUGCUUCAAGCGCCAGCGUCCGAAGGUGAAGGCGAAACCGAAAAAGAAAGUCCCGGUGAAGUCGACCUUCAACUGUCUGAGCUGCUGUAUGAUGUGCUGCAAAAAGAAGGGCGACAACCAGAGCCGCCGGACGAGCAAUCUGAGCAAGAAGCAGAGCAUUGCGCCCACUAUUCCACCGGAGGACUUGCGGCCAAAAAUCGAUAUGUCACUGGUGGAGCACUCCUCUUUAAUGCGUGGUGCCAUUCCGGUGCUUCCGAUCUGUUUGGCGUACUUUUGUUUGUUCCUCAACGUAGUCAUACCCGGUUCCGGGACGGUACUGUCCGGUGGGCUGUGUCUGUGCAUUGGCAAGCCUCGCUUUUCCCAGCACGACUCAAUCAAGGGCCGCAUCGGUUCGUUCAUCAUCAACUGUAUCGUGGGCAUCUCGCAGUGCUUCACGAUCAUCUUCUGCGUCGUCGGGUGGGGUUGGGCCAUCUGGUGGGGUACGAUCAUGCUACGGCUAGCAAGACAACAUCGAAAGAUACUGGAAAUGGAGGCGGCCCAAGAGGAGGGCGAAGAGCAGACGACACUCUCCAACCGGACCGGUGCCUCCAAUCCGCCCGUGGCCUUAGUCUCCAAAACACAUCGUGACGUCGAGACGGGUCGGUAGGUGUGAAAUGAAUGAAUUUCCUACGGAGAGUGAUGUUUUUCUUGCUGGGGAAAGGUUUAACUGCCGUUUUUGUACAUUUGCCAAACGGCACGCUGAUACACACGGGUGAGCGAGCGUAGUGAGGAGGAGCGUGUGUACGGGAACCAACGAUUUGGACUGUAUUGUAGCAAAGCGAUGUUAACACGUCAAUGUAUGUAAAAAGAGAAAAAAAAGCUGGGAAAAGGAAUACCAAAACCACACACCUCCUCCUUCUCCUAAUUUUCCUUUCUCUCCCGUUUUAUCCUCUUUUGUUGGAAAAAAUACGGUUUUAAAUUGGGAAGAAUAAAGUAAAGUCUUUUAACUUUUACACAAAAAAAACGAUAACAUACCUGGUUUCCUUUCUUCUCAUUUCUUUCGCGAACAAUAUUCAUAUAAAAACUUCGUUCCUUUUUGACAUCAUCAUUCGAUACAUUUCAUUGUUCAUCAUCAUCGUCAGAUUAUUAUUACAAUCCGCAAGCAUGCUGUUGCCGUCGUUGGACAUCCGGUGCUAGUAAUCUUCUUUUAAGUUGUUUCCUUGGUUUAAUUUUGACCCCACACACGCGCGCACGCUAUUUAGGAAACCUCACAGUUCACAAUUUACUCCUCUCGUCACCAGCUCAAUCAUUGUCGCAGCGGCGGCGCUCGUACGUACCAGCCGCCGCCGUGAGCGUAUGCAUAAUGGGAUGUAUGUAUAUAGUAUGAGAAAAAAUAUAUAAUAUGAUUUUUUGUUUUCUUUUUAUGUAUAUAAGUAUAGACUCAUCCUCCUGCAUCGGUACGCAAACGGGGGUUUUGUAUAUAUAUAAAUACAGCUCUCUCUCUAUCUGUGUGAUGGUAAUCUUUUGCCCUUUUCCAAGGAAUUGUUAUGUGUUCUCUCUCCCUCUAUUUCGCACCUUUUCUGCAAGCUUUUUUAAUAGUAGUUUUUGUUUGUUUGUUUUCCAAAAAUAUCGUGCCACGAAUGUGUCUACCAUCAUAAUCGAUACGAAAAGUUUACAAACGGCUCUACAAAGCAAACUCUUUUCUAUAGGCUGCAUUUUUCCUCCCUCUGCUUUUCUGGCCUCUUCAAAACGUAACGUAAAUGAAGUGCUCGGUGUAUGGCUUGCUGCUUGCUGGUGCUCCGCAGUGAUGUGUAGCAAUUGUAGGGGGUUCGUUUCGUUUCACCCCGCCUUCCAAUGUGGCGCUUCACUUUGGAAUUGUUAGUUUUGCAGCACGCAAAUAAUUUCAUUUUCGUUACAUUCUAUAGCCUAAAAAUAUGAUCUUUUCAUCAGUUUAAUCUGUUUAUACGCGCCGAGUUGACCGAUGUUUGCGAUGCUUUCCCUUUUGUUUAUUCGAUUUUAUAUAUUGUUUCCGUUCCGUUCUGUUUCACCACUAUCAUAUUAUCUAUAUCGCUAGGCUCACCCCGGCUAGGCGCGUUUACAUGUGCUAGAGAGGGGGAGCGAAGGCCAAAGUUUUACUUUGGUUGUUAUACGACGCCCGCCUAGAGCUUGUUAUUUUUUAAUCUGCGUUACAAAUGAUUAAUUUUUGCUACGUAUAUUUUAACGAGUUUUCUUCUCCGAUUGUAUGUGAUAGAAAGCUUUACGAAUGACGUGGGAGGGGUGGGGGGGGGGGGGGGUGUUGAUUACAAUAUGUGAUCUUCUGCAUUUUACCAUUAAUGUGUGUUCUCUUUUUCUGACAGCUACAGGCUCUCACAGCGUGUAAUAUUUUUCAUAUUACGUACCACACCGCACAGUUUGGUUCGGCUAUAUGUGUGUGUGUGCAUUGAACGGUUAUUAUUCCGUUUGGAAUUAGCAUAGAUUGUUCGAUUGCCAGAUGUUUUGAAGGAAAUAAAACAGACCAAAAAGCCCAAGCAUUACGGUUCUAUCGAGCAAACACACACUAACACACAAACAACUGCUCUGCAAAGAAACACCCAUUAAAAGGAUUUUUUGAUGGGGGAUGUAUGCAAUCUCAAAAAGGAGGUGAAAUCUGUUUUUGCUAAUCUGCUAGAAAAAGUGGUGGGUAAGUAGUAGUAGUAGUAGUA
Molecule: messenger RNA, 9369 nt
Organism: Anopheles gambiae (African malaria mosquito)
Lineage: Eukaryota; Metazoa; Arthropoda; Insecta; Diptera; Culicidae
Gene: stum
Product: protein stum
Exons: 11
Coding region: 1845-7334 (1829 amino acids)
Biological process (GO): proprioception; sensory perception of mechanical stimulus; taxis
Cellular component (GO): sensory dendrite
Source: RefSeq, a predicted model, not a curated record